UCAUCAAACAAAUGGAACAUAUCACAGAACUUUGCUAAGAUGGACAACUCGACACAUAAAGACCAACACCCUGACAAAAAAUAUUCCAGCCAUGCCAACAAAUUACAGAAAGGUUUUACUGCUGCAUAUCCAACACAAUCCUCCAUCCCUUUUAAAAGCCAGACUGCAACAAUUCCGGAAUCAGAGAAAAAGGGAUUCAAUAGUCAAGCGAAGAGAUUUUAUUAUAAAAAGGAUACCAUCCCAGGUCCGGGGUUCUACAACGUCAUUCACCAAUCUCCAGUGUUCAACAGUGCCUCGUUGUCUAAGAAAGGAACGUGCACUUUUCCCUCUACGCGCGCCCGACUGGACACCAUCGUUUCUAAAUACCCUGCGGCUAAUGCAUACACUAUCCCAUCACGUUUCGUCUCGAAGAAGGACUUCAGUAAUUCCUGUUCGAGCAUGUUCCAGUUGCCGAGCUUUGCAAAAGUCCUCAAAUUUGAACCCCCUGCACCAAACCAGUACAAUGCCUCUGUCUCUUACUGCAAGCAGAGAAACAACGUCUGUGCCCGAGCGGGGUUUAUGUCCAAAACCCAGAGAGGAUUUUUCACUAUCGCUGAAACAGGACCUGCCCCAGGGCAUUAUAAUAUCAACGAAUCCCUUGUGAAGCAGUCGCCCAAGGUAUUAAUGUCUUGUUUUAAAUCAAAAACUGGACGUGGAUUAAAACUGACAUCGACAGGCCCGGGACCUGGGUAUUACAACCCCAAUGAUCACACCAAGAUUCUGAAAAAGACUCUUAUCCCGAAAAACCCCAUCCUGAACUUCUCGGCGCAGCCUUUGCCCCUGCCCCCGAAGCCGCCCCUCCCAGGUCCUGGGCAGUACGAGAUCGUGGACUACGUGGGGCCCCCCAGGCACUUCAUCUCCUCUGCGUCCUUCGUGUCCAGCACCAGCCGGUGGACAGCGGCCCCGUCCCAGCCAGGCCUGCCGGGCCCAGCCACGUAUAGCCCAGAAUUCCCUGGAAAGCAGUCCUUUCUCUACAACGAGGACAACAAAUGGAUCCCAGUGCUGUAGGGACUCACACAAGCUCAGGGAGAACCCUGGCCACCAGCUGCCCCACCCAGGUUCCCCCAGGACGUUCAUUCAGAGAAUGCCCAUUUCAUGAGUGACAGAUGACUCCCCGGGGGGCAGCUCUGCUCCCGUCCCCUCCCCCCCUAGCUGGUGUAGAGCUGGGUUCCUGCGUUUGUCCUUGUCUUGAGCUGCCCCCUGGAGAUUGGACUGGGUGGUUUCCUGAGCAGAAAUGAGGAGUGGACAGAGCCUCCCUUGGUUACCUGGCCAUGCACCUGUCCAUGCUGGCUUUCGCAGGCCUCCCCAUGGAUGUAGGGGGCUGCUGAAGCUCAGACUCCAGGGAGAAGGCGGCCAACAGCAGAUUCCACAUCUAGAAGCCUGAUGCUGAGCCACGGCUCUGGGGUCCAGAGUGCACCUGCUGGGUGGACCACACAGGACCGCAACACAGGCACACUCCCAUCCUUCGGCCUUGACUUGCAGACUUCCCCUGGAGUCUCAGGAGCUGGGCAGGCCCAGAGGUGCAUGUGACAGACAUGAAGGGGUUGCCCGGGCCCUUGCCUCCAGCUGAGCCUUCGUAUCUCAUGUUUGGGAAGAGCAUGGCAGCCAGUCACCGUGGUCACUUGUGUUCAUUACCCGCCUUCAGGAGAGGCCACCACAUCCACUUAGUGGCUCAGUAUUGGGCAGCCCAUGUGGGCAGGAGCCUGCCGGAGCCAGGGCCCUGGAAACUGCGAUUCUGAGGGGCAGGGAGGCCAUGCACCUCUUGGCGCCUGCAGGUUCUUUCUUUCCCCGGGACUUCCCUGUCCCCGGGCCUGGCCUCCAUCUCCUCCCAGACCUCCUGCUCAAAUGCGACACAGUCUUUAGUGGAUAUUUUCUGGCUCGCCAAAUCGGUUUCCUCCUGGCAAGAGGAAGAGAUUCCCAAAGAACCAAGGGGAACUGGAACUGAGUACCCAUCCCCUCCUUCCCCAAAUACCGUUGUUCCCAUCUGCAAGUGCAGGGCUCUGGUGCAGCCCCCUUCCCGUGCCCCACAUAGUCAAGACCUCGCACUCCCCGGGCCCUGCCUCUGAUUUUUCUCUGUGACCAGAGAACGGCCUUCCUGUCAGAAUGGCUGCUGACUGGCCCUCCCUUUGGGGAGGGGUGGGUGAGGAAGAGGGAGGGAGGAUAGAAUACCAUAGCCAAUUAAACUGAAUUCUUGCAUCUCACAAGAGCUGGCCUUUUUGUGAACCCCAGAUU
Molecule: messenger RNA, 2271 nt
Organism: Mirounga angustirostris (Northern elephant seal)
Lineage: Eukaryota; Metazoa; Chordata; Mammalia; Carnivora; Phocidae
Gene: STPG1
Product: sperm tail PG-rich repeat containing 1
Exons: 8
Coding region: 40-1047 (335 amino acids)
Biological process (GO): epigenetic programing of male pronucleus
Cellular component (GO): female pronucleus; germinal vesicle; male pronucleus
Molecular function (GO): histone binding; chromatin binding
Source: RefSeq, a predicted model, not a curated record